CGCCACGUGGCACAAUCACAGGACACGUUAUUCUUGCCACAUGGCGUGAUUGCAAAGGUCUUGGCUAUGGCGGCAAUUGCUAUGCCUGCGCUGGGCAUAUCGAUGAACCUUUCUUCUUCAUCGCCCCCUUCUUCUUCUUGGACAUGUAGGGCAAGUGUGAAGAAUGGGACAGGGAAUUUGCCGCCGAUUAGCAAGGAGGAGACGAUCGAGCAGGCGCGCGCUUCGCUCUGGGCGGUUCUCGAGGCACCGCUGAAACGUCGCGCGGAGCCAUCGACGCUGCGGAAGAUUUCCAAGCGCCAAGCCCAGAUCCAGCAGCAGUCACGCUUCCGGAUCGAGAUCCCAGUCCUGGAUGGCGACGACCGAACCCUAGCAUCGCUCGCGCUCGAUCUGAUCGCCAAUGCCGGUGUUUCCAAGCUCUGUCUCGUGCUGCCGACGGCGCUGCUGCAAGAAUUCGUGGCGGCCGAGGCGGAGAGGAGGCGCAGCGCCGAUUCUAGGGUUCUUCCAGAGCUCCAGCUCGAGAACCUCCAGGACGAUUACGAUUUUGCGAUCCACAAGGACGCGGCGUUUGUGCUGAUCGUGGCUCCCGGCUCGGCCGAGAUUGAUCCGGUGGGGAGGAUCUUGGGGAGUUCCGGGGGCAGGGCAAUCGUCGUGCUCAAUCCGGAGUGGUCGCUGGAGGAAGAGCUCGCGGCGCCGUGUGAUGCAUUCCAGGUCGCAUACUCCUUCAUCCCUCUCUCGAUCAGAGUGUUCUUGAGCAGGAAAGAAGGCGCGGUGCUCAAGGAGGUCCCGCUCAACACUCCAUGGCGAGUGUUCUUGAAGGAAGGCAGCGAGAUGGAUUGCGUGUUGAGCCUGAGUAGGCGGCCAUCGCCGGAAGAUCUGGAGAAUGCGCUCUACAAUCGCGUGGCGGCGAACUCCCCGGUUGUAAAGUCGGCCAAGUUCUUGAGUGGGCUGUUUGGCAAAAAUUAGGGUUCUUGCGCGCGGUGUGUUUGAAA
Molecule: messenger RNA, 989 nt
Organism: Selaginella moellendorffii
Lineage: Eukaryota; Viridiplantae; Streptophyta; Lycopodiopsida; Selaginellales; Selaginellaceae
Exons: 1
Coding region: 67-963 (298 amino acids)
Cellular component (GO): chloroplast
Source: RefSeq, a predicted model, not a curated record